Molecule: messenger RNA, 1108 nt
Organism: Melanotaenia boesemani (Boeseman's rainbowfish)
Lineage: Eukaryota; Metazoa; Chordata; Actinopteri; Atheriniformes; Melanotaeniidae
Product: gastrula zinc finger protein XlCGF8.2DB-like
Exons: 3
Biological process (GO): regulation of transcription by RNA polymerase II
Molecular function (GO): RNA polymerase II cis-regulatory region sequence-specific DNA binding; DNA-binding transcription factor activity, RNA polymerase II-specific
Source: RefSeq, a predicted model, not a curated record
GUCUUGGCCCUGCAAGCCACAUCACUGGAGGAUCUAUUUAACUUCUUUUCAAGCUCGCUGGGGAGGAACGACGGCGUGGAAGAGGGACCGGACAAAGACUCGUUAUCGAGGGACCCUGGUCGGGAAGGAAGUGUUACCUGCAGCAGCUGUUGGUGAUUGGAGAGGGGGUUCCCUGGAAAUGGAGUCUGGACAAGCUGGAUCCAGAUCCCCUCUACUUAGAAGAGGAACCAGAGGAACUGUGGCCCAAUCAGGAUGCAAAAAGAGUGAAAAAAGUUGGAAUGACAACAGGGCACAUGGGUCAGGUGUAAACGAUGAUGUAGAGUGUAACACUGCCAACAACUCCCUCAGCUGCUCUGAAUGUGGUGAAAAGUUUGACAACCAACAAUCUCUCCAGAGACAUUUAACAGAGAAUCCUUUGAGUUGUUUGAAGCAUAAGAAAUGUUUUAAAGUAACACGAAAUAUAAAUUUGCGUAGAGGAGUUCACACAGGGACAAAAGCAGUUAAAUGUGAUGUUUGCGGUCACAUCUGUAGUCAUAAAAGAAAACUUGGGCUACACAUGAGAAUUCACACAGGAGACAAACCAUUCAGCUGUGAUGAAUGUGGACACAGAUUUCGUCAAAAGACAAGCUUAAACCAACACUUGAGAAUCCACACAGGAGACAAACCAUUCUCCUGUGAUGAAUGUGGACAAAAAUUUAGUCUCAAGUCAAACUUAAACAAACACAUGAGAAUCCACACAGGAGAAAAACCAUUCUCCUGUGAGGAAUGUGGACAAAGAUUUAGUCGCAAGACAAGCUUAAACCAACACAUGAGAAUCCACAGAGGAGACAAACCAUUCAGCUGUGAUGAAUGUGGACAAAGAUUUAGUCAAAAGACACACUUAAACCAACACAUGAGAAUCCACACAGGAGACAAACCAUUCUCCUGUGAGGAAUGUGGACAAAGAUUUAGUCGCAAGACAAACUUAGACGUACACAUGAGAAUCCACACAGGAAACAAACCAUUCAGCUGUGAUGAAUGUGGACAAAGAUUUAGUCUCAAUUCAAACUUAAACAAACACAUGAGAAUCCACACAGGAGACAAACCAUUCAGCUGUGAUGAAUGUGGA